Molecule: messenger RNA, 950 nt
Organism: Xenopus laevis (African clawed frog)
Lineage: Eukaryota; Metazoa; Chordata; Amphibia; Anura; Pipidae
Gene: anapc15.L
Product: anaphase promoting complex subunit 15 L homeolog
Biological process (GO): protein ubiquitination; regulation of mitotic cell cycle spindle assembly checkpoint
Cellular component (GO): anaphase-promoting complex
Source: RefSeq, marked provisional
GGAGUGGUACAACCGACAAUGUCCACGCUGUUUCCAUCCCUGCUCCCACAAGUGACUGAUUCCCUGUGGUUUAACUUGGACCGACCUUGUGUGGAUGAGAAUGAGCUACAGCAGCAGGAGCAGCAGCACCAGGCCUGGCUGCUGAGCAUAGCAGAAAAAGACAGCAGUUUGGUGCCUAUAGGGAAGCCGGCUUCAGAGCCAUACGACGAGGAGGAAGAGGAAGAUGACGAGGAUGAUGAAGACAGCGAAGAAGAUUCAGAGGAUGAUGAGGACAUGCAGGACAUGGAUGAAAUGAAUGAUUAUAAUGAGUCUCCAGAUGAUGGUGAGAUAGAGGCUGAUAUGGAGGGAGCUGAACAAGACCAGGAUCAGUGGAUGAUUUAAGCAGCCUCGGCAGGAAAAAGAAAUCUGUGACCCCCUGCCCAGGAUAUUUAUUCAAGAAGCAGAUGAGCAAUGCAGCCUGUGACAGUACAAAGCUAUACCUUCUUGCUGGCGCCAUAUUUAUAUUAAGUCUUGAUGUGGAACGUGACUGUUGAGAAAUGAGAAAACAAACAAACACUUACUGAAAACCUAAUAUGCAGUUAAAGGAGGAUUUUGAUUGGUCAGUGCCAACUCUGUGUGUGGUUUAGUCCUGCAGAAAUAAACCUUCACGUGCUUCUCUUUGGUACAUCCCAUGAUCCAAGAGCCAGCUUGCCUUUUUAACUCCUAUUGCUUCCCCUCUCCACAAUCUUCAAUGGUUUACUCCUAGAACAGGGGGCCCAUAGGCAUCGCACCAGCUGCAGUGGAAGCCUCCCAUAAUCCACUGGGAAUGGAAGCUGGAGGGCUGUCGGUGGCACAUGCCUGUUGGUUUGCACUUUCUCUGCCAUGAUAGUAAUGGUAAUUCUCUGAGCAGCAGACCUUUUUAUAUCUACCUGCACAGCAAAUAACCUCUAAUAAACUGUUUCUUUAAUGUA